CUGGGACGUCGCAGGCGCUAGCCGACAAGAUGGCUACGGCUGGAGCGGGCCGUCUGAGGCGGCGUCUGAGGCGGCGGCGUUGGGCUCUGUUGCUCCGGAGCCCGCGCUUGCCCGCCCGGGAGCUGUCAGCUCCGGCUCGGCUCUACCAUAAAAAGGUGGUUGACCAUUAUGAAAAUCCUAGAAACGUGGGGUCUCUUGACAAGACAUCUAAAAAUGUUGGGACUGGAUUGGUGGGGGCUCCAGCAUGUGGUGAUGUAAUGAAAUUACAGAUUCAAGUAGACGAAAAAGGGAAGAUUGUGGAUGCCAGGUUUAAAACAUUUGGCUGUGGCUCAGCAAUUGCUUCCAGCUCAUUAGCCACUGAGUGGGUGAAAGGAAAAACGGUGGAGGAAGCCUUGACCAUCAAAAACACAGAUAUCGCCAAGGAACUCUGCCUUCCUCCUGUGAAACUGCACUGCUCUAUGCUGGCUGAAGAUGCAAUCAAGGCUGCCCUGGCUGAUUACAAACUGAAACAAGAACCCAAGAAAGGAGAGGCAGAGAAGAAAUGAGCCCUUGGAGAAGCCUUCAAGUCAUGUCAUCUGUUUGCCCACCCACCAUGCAGUCACUUCAGACAUUCAGAAGCCCCCAGCACUACCUAAAAGAGCUAUGAGAUACGCACAAGUUUCGCCGUUCACAUUGUGACUCUAGUGCAAGCAAAAUACAGAGUUUAAUUGUUCUGAAUCCUGUGAUUUCUUUCAGCCUACAUUUAUCGCCUUAACUCAGUUAAUGUAUAUUUUGAAUUGUGUGUGUGGCCUCAGAACUGAAAUCAAUAAUGAAGUCUCAAGUUUUGAUAGCCUGUGAAGUAUAUAAAUAUCUUAAUUUUACCUGAAUUGAUUUUGGGGAAAAUUAGAAUGCCUUGAUGUAAUUAUUAGACAGAAUCAGUUACUGUACAUAAAACAGAUGUACUUACAUAUGUUAAAUAAAACAAGGUAAGAUAA
Otolemur garnettii (small-eared galago) is the source of this 974-nucleotide messenger RNA. RefSeq names its product iron-sulfur cluster assembly enzyme (gene ISCU). The coding region runs from base 30 to 545 and encodes 171 amino acids. Gene Ontology annotation, biological process: intracellular iron ion homeostasis; iron-sulfur cluster assembly. The transcript has 5 exons. The record is from RefSeq and is a predicted model, not a curated record. Gene Ontology annotation, cellular component: mitochondrial matrix; cytoplasm. Gene Ontology annotation, molecular function: ferrous iron binding; 2 iron, 2 sulfur cluster binding. Lineage: Eukaryota; Metazoa; Chordata; Mammalia; Primates; Galagidae.